Messenger RNA from Beta vulgaris subsp. vulgaris (sugar beet), 1743 nucleotides. RefSeq lists its product as uncharacterized. The transcript has 7 exons. The record is from RefSeq and is a predicted model, not a curated record. Gene Ontology annotation, molecular function: protein binding. Lineage: Eukaryota; Viridiplantae; Streptophyta; Magnoliopsida; Caryophyllales; Amaranthaceae. The coding region runs from base 96 to 1517 and encodes 473 amino acids.
AAUUUUGGACGCCAGCACGGAAGAAACUCCCUAAAACCCUAAUUAUUAGAACCUUCGUAACCCCUCUCUUUCUCUCUCCUCUAGCAAAAGCCUACAUGCAGCAUUGUGAGAGCAAGAAGAGCAGAGCAGAAGCCGCAACUUCCAUUCUCAUUCCCUUCUUCAAACCUCGACAAGUUAUUCUCAAUUCAAACUCAAACAUGAAGCACACAAAAUCCCCAAUUUCUCUCUCUUCUGAACAAAGAAUUCUUCUUCUCCAAUCCAUUUGUCAAUUUUUCGAACAAAGUGGAUUUUCCAAAACCCUAAAACAAUUAUACAAAGAAGCUGACAUCCAGAAAGAGAGCUGGAAAAGUUGUUUAAUUAACUUGGAAGAAAUGUGCUACCAGUAUUUAAAGAUGCAGGAUGACACAAAAUUAAGUGAGAGUGCCGUCAAAGAGCAACUUACGAAACAGAAGGAUGGAAGUGUUAAUGAUGUUGCGUCUGUGGAAAAUGGUAAAAAAACGAAGGAAAAUGAAGGUGAUAAAGGGAAGAAAUCCCCAUCAAAAGUGGAAGAGCACUCUGGUGAUGGUGUUGAUGUAAAACCUAAGAAGAAAAAGAAAAGCAAAAGUGUUAGUGAUCCAUCUGAACAAGUUGCUGUAGAAACUGACUCAAAACCCUCACAAAACCCUGAAGAUGUUUCUAUGAGUAUACCAAGUGAACCUGUAAAGAAAUCCAAGGACAAGAAGAAGAAGAAGCAUAAGGAUCAUUCUGAGGAGGAGGAGGAGAAAGAGGACACACAAGUAAAACUUGCUAAGCUUCCAGCAGAAGAAACAUUGGAUAAACCUGAUGCUGAUUUACAGGAAGAGAAGAAAGAGAAGUCAAAAAGUAGGAAGAAGAAAGAAGAUACUUUAAAUUCCAAUGAUUUAUUGGUCGAGACCAUAGAGGCUGAUAAAGAGAAAAAGGUUUCAAAGAAGAGAAAGAAAUUCUCAUCUGAGGAAAAUGAAUCUAUCUGUGUUGAUAAUGCAGCAUCUGAUGACUCCAAACGCAGAAAGACAGAUGAUUUGGAUCAACAAAAUGGAACCAUCCUCCCUAAAACGCCUAAUGGAGCUGUCAAUGGAUUCUUGGAAAAAGAUGAAGGAAAGGAGUUGGAGAAGAAAGACAAAUCAAGGCAAUACAAUGAUUUGUCUGAGCUUUAUACGACAUUGGACAUACUCAGGGUAGCAAGCAACAGCUUUCCAAAACUUAGGUUCAUGAUGUCAAUUGCCUGGCGUCUUUGGCAAAGGACUUCUGCUAAAGCAUUCCGGAGGGUGAAAGAGGAGGAGGUGGAAUUUGUAGAUGAAAGGCUCCAAGAUAAUUCUUAUUGGGCGAAGGACGGUGCAGACUCGGGCUAUGGUGCAAAAGCACAAGAAGUUUUGGGGCAGGUUAGAGGAAGGGAUUUUCGUCAUGAAAAGACCAAGAAAAAGCGGGGAAGCUACAGAGGAGGCCAAAUUGAUUUGCAGUCUCAUUCCAUUAAAUUCAAUUAUGAUAAUGAUGAUGAAUGAACUUUUGCUUGAAUCCUCCUGCAUGUGGACUAGCAUCUGAGCAAAUUUUUGGUAGAAUGUUUCCUUCUCUCUAUAUCUUAUUUUAUUUUAUUUUAUUAUGAACAAUUUGUAUCAUCUGGGUGCUGUAAUUUUUUCCAUCUUCAAAUCAAUCUGAGAAGAGAGCUUGUGUUCAGCAUAAAGUAAACACAAGUUUAACAAGUGGAACAAACUAUAUGAUUGAUGUCAA